This is a messenger RNA of Loxodonta africana (African savanna elephant), 5343 nucleotides long. It is a transcript of the gene CCPG1, whose product is annotated as cell cycle progression 1. The transcript is spliced from 9 exons. The coding region runs from base 128 to 2557 and encodes 809 amino acids. Gene Ontology annotation, cellular component: membrane. The record is from RefSeq and is a predicted model, not a curated record. NCBI's taxonomy places the organism in Eukaryota, Metazoa, Chordata, Mammalia, Proboscidea, Elephantidae.
CCCGGCUGCGGACGCCUGCGGGCAGGUUGUUUUUAUGAGGCGUCACUGGCGCUCGGAGCUGUGCCCGCUGCCAUCGCGACAGCCAGCAGUCGGGCGGAGGUGGCGUUGCCCCUCAGACACCUGAAACAUGUCUGAAAAUUCCAGUGACAGUGAUUCAUCUUGUGGGUGGACUGUCAUCAAUCAUGAGGGGUCUGAUAUUGAGAUGAUGAAUUCUGAACGUGGUGUAGCCAGUGACAGCCGGGAGCUCACUCCAGAAUGUUCGUCUUUAGAGCAAGAGGAGCUACAAGUAUUGCAGUUAGAACAGGGAGAAAACAGCCAAAAUUGCACAAUGUUAACGGGAGAAACUACUUAUUCAGCUGUGGAAGAAACCAAGUCAGCAGUUGAGGCAGAGGAAGAGAAGUCACCUGAAGACAAUGUCUAUUUUGGAACUGUCAGUGAUGAUUCUGAUAUUGUUACCCUUGAGCCACCUAAGUUAGAAGAAAUUGGAACUCAAGAAGAAGCGAUAAUUGUUGAAGAAACACAGAGCCCAGAAGACUUUAACAUGGGUUCUUCUUCGAGCAGCCAGUAUACCUUCUGUCAGCCAGAAAUUGUUUUUCCAUCUCAACCUAGCAACGAUGAAUCAAGUAGUGAUGAAACAGGUCAUCAGCCCAGUCCUGCUUUUAGACGGCGCCGAGCUAGGAAGAAGACUGUUUCUAGCUCAGAAUCUGAAGAGCGGCUGCCUCCUGAACAAGAAACUGACCCUUCCAAGGAGAACUUGCAUAAGCACCAGUUCAGUAGUGGUCUUAAUAAAUGUGUUAUACUUGCUUUGGUGAUUGCAGUCAGCAUGGGAUUUGGACAUUUCUAUGGCACAAUUCAGGUUCAGAAGCAUCAACAGAUGGUCAGAAAGGUACAUGAAGAUGAACUGAAUGAUAUGAAGGAUUAUCUUUCUCAAUGUCAACAGGAACAAGAGCCCGUGACAGACUAUAAGUCAUUGAAGAAGAACCUUGCAAGGUGUUGGACCCUGACUGAAGCAGAGAAAACGUCCUUUGAAACUCAGAAAAAGAACCUUGCUACAGAAAAUCAGUAUUUAAGAAUAUCUCUAGAGAAAGAAGAAAAAGCCUUGUGUUCAUUACAGGAAGAGUUAAGGAAACUAAGAGAACAGAUUAGGAUAUUAGAAGAUAAAGGAACAAGUACUGAAUUAGUUACAGAAAACCAGAAACUCAGGCAGCAUUUAGAAGAGGAAAAGAAGAAGACACACAGCUUUCUUAAUCAAAGGGAGACUUUACUGGCAGAAGCAAAGACCCUAAAGAGGGAACUGGACAGAGAACGACUAUUAACCAUGGCCUUAAGGGUGGAAGUCCAGCAGUUAAGCACUAGUCAGUCAUAUGGCAACCCGGACUCUACCAAUGUACUGACUGAAAAAAAGGAAAUAGAAACCUUACGGGGAAGACUUAGCGAGCUGGAGCAGAAGCUAACCUUUGAACAGCAGCGUUCUGAUUUGUGGGAAAGACUGUAUGUUGAGGCAAAGGAUCAAAAUGGAAAACAAGAAACUGAUGGAAAAAAGAAAGGUGGCAGAGGAGGCCACAGGGCUAAAAAUAAGUCAAAGGAAACCUUUUUGGGUUCAGUUAAGGAAACAUUUGAUGCAAUGAAGAAUUCAACCAAGGAAUUUGUGAGGCAUCAUAAAGAAAAAAUCAAACAGGCUAAAGAAGCUGUCAAAGAAAAUCUGAAAAAAUUCUCAGAUUCAGUUAAAUCUACUUUCAGACAUUUCAAAGAUACCACCAAGAAUAUCUUUGAUGAAAAGGGUAAUAAAAAAUUUGGUGCUACAAAAGAAGCUGCAGCUAAAAAGUCAAGAACAGUUUAUCGUGAAUAUUUCCAUCCGCAAUAUAAGACAACCACACAAAACCAGAAUAGUAGAGGCCCUACUGUGCAGAGAACGGGGAGGAAGGAAAAGCCCCUUCACUUUGGAAGAAACACACCUUCAGGGAAAUGCGGUGCUGAGCGUGACUGUGAUGAAAAUGAUCGUUCUUUGAGAAAGGGUUGUUCUGACGUAUUUGACUGUGCUCGACAGGAAUCCAUUAGCCUUUUCAAUGUAGCCUUGAAUCCGAUAAGGAUAGACGAAUUUAGACAGUUAAUACAGAGAUACUUAUUGAAAGAACUGGAUGGCUUCCAUCAUUGGAAAGAACUUGAUCAGUUCAUCAAUCAGUUUUUCCUAAAUGGUGUCUUUAUACACGAUCAGAAGCUCUUCAUCGACUUUGUUAGUGAUGUUAAAGAUUAUCUGAAAGCCCUGGAGGAGUACCACAUAGAUAAUGAUGGCGUGUUUGAGAAUCUGGAUGGAUAUAUAUAUAGACACUUCCUUGGUGACACUUUUUCCCCUCCGUAUGGACCCAGUCGACCUGAUAAAAAGCAACGUACGGUAAAUAUUGAAAACUCCAGGCAUCGAAAACAAGAGCAGAAGUAUCCUCAGCCACAGCCUUAUAAAAGGGAAGGUAAAUGGCAUAAACAUGGUCGCACUAAUGGAAGACACGUGGCACAUCUGGAAAUAGAAUUGGGGCAGUUACCUUUUGAUCCUAAAUAUUGACCGUCACGGUUAAGUUAAAAACUGUAAGAGAAACACGGGUGUUUUCUGGAAUGUUUGGUGUUGAAACUAAGGUGGAAUUAUCAAGAUGACGGUGUCAUUUUCAUUUCUAAGUAUCGGUUUGAUGACUUUAUACCAUUACUCGGAAGCAUCAGUCAAAAGCUUACUAACCUGCACUUUCCUGUAGUUUAGCUUUGCGGAAUUGUUUUGGCACUGGGAACGUUCAGCUCUGGUUUUACUGUAAAGGAAGCCAGGCAUGCGACAGAUUUUGUGCAUGAAGUGAGACUUCCUUUUAGAGUGUGAGCUUAAAGCAAGCUCAGAUCAUAUAUGACAAAGUGUAAUUAACCCUGAUAUUUGUGUUAAGUUUGCAGUAAAGCUCGAAGAGUACACUGUGAUGGGAUUUCAGCUUUCGUAUUUUAUAACCUUAUACUUCUUGUCUUUUGUGGGUUCAAGAGCCCCACUGACUUGUGAAGAUUUGCUGCCUUCUUAUGAGCUUGCUGGCUUAUUCUCUUGUGAAAUUUCUUGUACAUCUGAAUAUUGUGGAAGAAACAAUAAAACUGCACCACAAGGAAAACAAAAGUUCUUUAUUUAAAAUCUGGCACUGUAAUUUUGUACUUUGUGACAUUUUGUACAUUCCUAGGUAGUGGUAUUUGGUAAAGCUAUCCAUAGUGGUUUUAUGCUAAUUCCAAGAAUCUUGUCCAGUUUUUACUGGAGGAUCUAAGUAGGAUCUGAAUAUUUCCAUCCAGCAGUGUCAGUUUCUCUGGGAAACAUCUAAGCACGGUUCAGAAUUUCACCUGUCGAGUUUUCCUUUUAACUUCCGCUCAUAGAUGUGUAUGUGACUUCCAAUUCGACCUUCUGGCAAGUGAGUGUGGAAGAUUAUGUCAGUUCUCUCAUAGUUGCUUGAAAUUAGGAAAGCACUUAUUUCCUAGAAGCAAACAAUGUUUAAGUAAAUGAGGCUACAUUUUAACUGAGUACUGUUUAAAAGAAUUUUAGACUUGCCUAUUCUAAUUUCUCAAGAACUGUUUUCUUAAUAAAACUUAAUGAAAUGUCUUGAGGGAAGUGUUAACUUAUGGUAAGUAACAUACCUUAACAGUAACAGAACUGGGGCUGAUUUUGACUGGGGAAAAGACAAUUAUAAAAUAUUGAGUUUGAAAGGGACCGUACAAAAGGUUAUGUUCUCUUGUUUACCUGAGUGUCUGCCAAACCUAAGGUGAAAUAAAAAUAUUCAGAGUUUUUCAUGUUUACUUACCUCCUCCAAAAUGCUAAAGAUGAUCAAGUGAGUAGGCAAUGAUGAAUCAUUGUGAAACUCUUUAUAUAGCCAGUUUAAGGGAUUUAGGUAAAAUGUAUCUGCUUCAUCAAGAUAAUGACUUUUUCCAGUCAGGUCUGGGGGACACUGGAGAAAUCGCAUUGGAAGUGGGCAGUGAACAUGGCUGUGAAAAGAAAGUUACCAUUAUAGUUGGAAGAAGUAAAAAACAACAAAAGUAUUCAAAUUACUCAAGAUAUUUCAUGUUCAUAUGACAGAAUGUAAACUCUGUAAACCAGGGUCCAGUUAAUGCAGUUUUCUCAGAGAUGGAGAACAUGAUGCCCACACCAUGUUGCAUUGCAGCAGCAGUGACACUGCUGGGACCUUCAAGUCCACACUAAAGCACGAAACUCCAUUCUGAGGUGGAGCUAGGUCAGCUACCAGCUCGGGGUCUCAGAUUCUCUAGCAUUAGGAAGCUGUUCCAGGAAUUAAAUGGCCCCGGCAAUCAAGUAAGUUACUUGUUAAUACAGACAGUCCCUGGGCUACGGUUGAGAUCCAUUCCUUUCGUUGAGUCGGAUAUGUAGGUGGUCUGAACACAUGCUUAUGGUUCCUCUUUAGCCUGACUUCCCCGCAAAAAAGGACUCGAAGACUUUGCGGUGAUUUAAAAGCUGCACCUGCAGCGAGUGAAGGUGAUUUGCAUUGAAGAAUUUGUUCUGAGCAGGGGUUGGUUCAGUUGUUUCAAAGCGAGGGCAAAUUUAUGUAACAUUAAAGGGCAGGUAUGAAUUGUGCAUACGUCAGAUGGUUGUAACCCUGUUACAGGACUGCCUGUGUAGGAGUAAUCCUUCACAGGCCUAUCUGGCAACGUAGAAACCUGGUUAUGAACCAGGAAUUGGGCAGGUUACAUCCUUAAAUGACAAGUUCUCUUCUGCUUUGUUUUUUAACCUUAUAAAUAAGAUUUAGUAAUAGAGAGCAACAUGUGUUCACUGAUUAACAUCUAAAGUAAUGGUGGUAGAGUGGCAUGGAAAGACUAGAGUCUCUAGUAUAAUCAUGACAAAUUUAACCCAGUUACUUGGGCCAUACAAAAGCCGUGUUUAUAACUCUGCCUCAGGAAAAAGUAAACCUCAUUUGAUACAAAGAGUUAAGAUGUCCAAUUAAAAUAAAUAAUUACGCAAUGGAGGUUUAUUUUACCUAUGAAAUGCUAAGUAAAUUUACACAAGAUCUAGUAACAUUAAGACUUUUGUAACAAUUUUGGAGAUGUAGGUCCUGCUCCAGAGUAGGCAACAGAUGUCUUUUCCUCCAUUGUAUGCUGGAAAGAGUAAAAUCAGAAAACCUGGAGAACUAUACAAAGCCUAAGACGUCAACCAGCACCACCACCACCAUCACACAUGGGCAGCGUCUUGGUACCUCUGCAGUGUUACCACUUGUGUGAGCAUGAAGGGAGAGAUGCAUGUCCCGCUCUCAGCCCUACUCUGUUUAUAUGGUAAAAAAAAAAAAAAAGUAGGAGAUCCUUAUUUGAGGUCUUCUAUCUAACCUGUGGCUUAUGGUA